Lottia gigantea (owl limpet) is the source of this 966-nucleotide messenger RNA. RefSeq lists its product as hypothetical. NCBI's taxonomy places the organism in Eukaryota, Metazoa, Mollusca, Gastropoda, Lottiidae. Gene Ontology annotation, biological process: serine import into mitochondrion; monoatomic ion transport. The record is from RefSeq and is a predicted model, not a curated record. Bases 1 to 966 code for a protein of 321 amino acids. Gene Ontology annotation, molecular function: monoatomic ion transmembrane transporter activity. Gene Ontology annotation, cellular component: mitochondrial inner membrane. The transcript is spliced from 10 exons.
AUGUCAACUACAUUACCUAAAGUUAACCUAGAUGAACCUAGAUUCGAUCAGUCUACAUAUGAAGGGAGAGCAAAACAUUUCUUUAUCACCACCAACCCCUUGAAUUUAUUUGCUACCUCCAGUCAGUUAGAGGACGCUAAAUCUGUGGUAGAAAAAUACAGAAAAGGAGAACCUUUACCAGGUUAUAAUAUAGAUGAUGUAUGGAAAGCCAAACAUUUAUACGACUCAGCCUUCCACCCUGAUACCAAGGAGAAAAUGUUUAUAUUGGGGAGAAUGUCUGCUCAGGUUCCAUGUAACAUGACCAUUACUGGCUGUAUGAUGACAUUUUAUAAGACAACUCCUGCUGUGUUAUUUUGGCAGUGGAUCAAUCAGUCAUUUAAUGCUAUAGUUAACUAUACUAAUAGAAGUGGAGAUUCACCUAUACCAUUAAAACAAUUAGGUUUAUCGUAUGUACUUGCUACAGGUGGUGCCGUCACUACAGCUUUAACCUUGAAUAGUUUGGUCAAGAAAUUCCCUCCCUUGAUUGGCCGAUUUGUUCCAUUUGCUGCUGUAGCUGCUGCUAAUUGUAUUAACAUUCCCUGUAUGAGAAGCCGGGAGAUACUUAAUGGUAUACCAGUUUUUGAUGAAAAUGGAAAUCGUUUAGGAGAAUCUAAAACAGCUGCUAAAUCUGCUAUAACUCAAGUUGUGAUCUCUAGAGUAUUUAUGGCUACACCAGGCAUGAUGAUUCCACCAUUUAUAAUGAAUGUUUUAGAGAAGAAACACUGGUUAAAGACACGCCCCUAUUUAAACGCUCCAGUACAAGUUGGUAUUAUCGGCAUCUUCCUGGUUUUUGCCACUCCAUUGUGCUGUGCUCUCUUCCCUCAGAAAAGCUCUAUAGCAACUAAUAAAUUAGAAGAAGAUUUACAGAAGAAGAUAAAGUCUAGCCCUAAUCCUCCAGAACGAGUUUUUUUUAACAAAGGAUUAUAA